This is a messenger RNA of Spodoptera frugiperda (fall armyworm), 2940 nucleotides long. Its product is annotated as RUS family member 1. The coding region runs from base 475 to 2142 and encodes 555 amino acids. Lineage: Eukaryota; Metazoa; Arthropoda; Insecta; Lepidoptera; Noctuidae. The transcript has 9 exons. The record is from RefSeq and is a predicted model, not a curated record.
AACAAAGUAACAGCCGUACGUAGUAACCUAUGGUAUUGGUAACAACUAACAGUCGGUUUGUGUAAGGACUGUUACAAUGAAUAAUAGUAAUAGCCGUGGUAACAGGAUUUGAGGGUCUGUUAUUAAAUUAACAGAUAAAAUAUGUUGGCAGUAACAGUUGUUGUUAGUUAUUUGUAGAUAUCUGUUACUUUUAUCGGUUACGAUAAAUAUGCCUCACUCCUACUCUGCCAAGUUCCAAACCAACACCGACACCGUAUUAUUGACUAUUGAGUAUCUUUUGGCUUCUACAGUCUUAUUAGAGUAACGCUUUUCAUAAAAAAUAAUAAUAAAAACAACCAUAACAAAGCAAACAUAAACAAUGUGUAGUAUGUCAAAUUAUAACUGUUUCUAACUAGUUCAAAAUUUCAAAUAGUAUUGUUUACGUGUGCGUCUCGCCCUCGCCAGAGAGUUAUCUACCAGAAAUUAUAAGAUAAAAUGUUUACUAUUCAUGAAGGUGAAGUAAUUUACAAAGAAAUAUACGGUUCUCUUCCUAAACAAAGAAUCUACGUGAAACCGCCAGACCAAUCAAACGUUGUGGUGCUCAACGAGGAGAAGUUUAAUGAAUUCGCUAAUUUAUUUACAAGAGUGUUCCUGCCUCAGGGUUAUCCAUAUAGUGUAAGCAGAGAUUAUUCAAACUAUCAAAUAUGGGACACAGCACAAGCUUUCUGCAGCACAAUCACUGGUAUUCUUGCAACCCAGGAAGUUCUGAGAGGUGUAGGAGUUGGCGACACAACUGCAACUCCAUUAGCAGCUACUGUGACAUGGGUUCUAAAAGAUGGAUGUGGACAUUUAGGGAAGAUUUAUUUUGCUUACACCCAUGGCACCCAUCUGGAUGCUUACAGUAAAAAGUGGCGGCUGUAUGCAGAUGUGCUGAAUGAUGCAGCAAUGUGCAUAGAAAUAGCUUUACCAGCGUUCAAGAACUACACCACAGCAGUCUUGUGUGUUAGCACAGUAAUGAAAGCCAUUGUAGGAGUUGCUGGAGGUGCAACCAGAGCAGCCAUGACACAACAUCAUGCUAUUAGGAGCAAUCUGGCAGAUGUCUCCGCAAAAGAUUCUGCUCAAGAAACAGCUGUCAAUCUGAUUGCCUCCCUUACAGCUUUGACAAUCAUUACAAUCUUUGGGAGUUCACUUACGGUAUUCACAACUAUGAUGAUUUUUCAUAUUAUCUUCAACUACAUGGCUGUGAGAUCAGUCUGUUUGAGGACCUUGAAUGAACCAAGAUUUUUACAAAUAAUUGACGCCUAUUUGAAUGAGGAAAUUAUUGCAAAGCCUUGUACUGUGAACAGAAAUGAACCAGUUGUAUUCUUACCAAUUGGCCCGAACAGUUUAGAUAGACAACUAUGCGGAUUCCAAAUCAAAAUAGGUCAUUCUAUGAAGAAACUUGUGGAUAAAAAUCCAAAAGCUUAUUUUAUGAUCAAUGUUAAAGGAGUUUACAAACACAAUGAUUACAUCUUAGUGCAUUGUUUGGAAACAAGGAAGAUAUACAUAUAUCCGCGAGACUCUGCCACUUCUGAUAGUAUAUUGUGUGCUUACUUCCAUGCAGUUUUGUAUGGCAUUGUGAUUUGUGCGAUAAAUGAUAUUCCUUUGAAUAUUUACAAAAACCCCGCAAAUCUUCAGAAACCAUUCCCCGUUAUUUGUGAGACCUUACAACAAGCUGAGUGGUCAAAGGUUACAGUAGAAAAUCUACCCCUACACAGCAAAUUUAAUUACGAACCUUCAUUUGAACUUAUGGACUUUCUUAAUAAGAUCGUGCAAAGAGAAUGGGUCAAAGUAAGGGUAGGACUUCAAAAAGUUGGCUGGGAGGUUAAUAAAAACCUUCUUGUCGUGGAUGAAUGGCGCAUCUGCACUGCAAAGCUUAUAGCCACGCAAAUUUCUGUAAGAGAAAAUCUCAUACCAAAAGUUGUAGCUCAUAGUGUUCCUAAAAUAAAGACAUUUAAUAAACACGAGGAAGUCACUGAUAAGCAAGAUAAGCUUAAUGCUUACUUAAUUGAACCAGACACAGAUAAUUCAGAUACAAAUAUAGGUAAAGGAAACCGCGAAGCGACACAAGAGCAAGAUUUACCACCCAGAGUGUACAAUAACCAGGUAUUGUCUAAUAUCUGAGACAUAGAACCUAGUAUGCAAUAUGUUAGUUUAAUAUGGUAUUAGACUUUUUAGUAAAUAAAUAUGGUACAAUUUAGAGUCAAUUCACACUGAAGGAGUAAUACCGUGAAGCAGAACUCCCACCUGAAUUUAUAAGCAAUAUUGGGUAUAGAAGUAGUUAAAGUUUGCCAUGCUAUGUGAACUAUGGCUGUCCUAGUCAUGCUAGUGGGAAUUUAUUGUUACGAAUUUUAAUAAAAGAUCGCCUGUACGCCUAAUUUAAUGCGCACAGACCUGCAUCAUUAUGUCCAUUUCAAUAGACUAUUAUGUCGAAUGUAGACAUAUUAUUUUUGAUAAUAUUUUAUUAAUUUAUGUUGGUAUGUGAUAGAUGAAAAAUGGUUUUAUAGUUUACAACACCAUAUUUAUUUAUGACUUUAUUUUACUAGAUACAUUUUAUAUACAUUUUUAAAUAAAUCAGAGAAUAUUAUACCAUACAGACGAUACAGAUAUGUUCUGUUGCAGAAGGAUACUUUGUAAAUAGGUGUUUCUUACAGUGAUUAGAUGGUUUAUAAUAAAUGAAUAUUAUAUGGCUAAAUCAUAUUAUAAUAAUAGAUAUAUACUAUUAAAUAAUAAUUAUUUUGAUGAAAUUAAUUUUGUUUACUCAAAUAGGACAAUACAGGCAAUUAUUUACAUUCCUGUUUAUAUUUUUAUGAUGUUUGUUAAAUUUAAUAUUAAGUAAAUGUUUGAACGAAAAUUUGUAUAAUUUUAUAUACAUGCGUAAUAUACCUAGAGUAUAAUAAAUAAAUAAUUAAUAUGGGUGAA